AUGUCCGAAGAGGAAGUUUCUGAGGAAGAAGAGAUUGACGAAGAAGUCGAGGAAGGUGCAGAAGAAGAAGCCGCUGCUGAGGAAGAGCAUCAUGAAGAUGAGCGUCCUGCUGAAGAUGAGAAGCCCAAAAGCGGAGGAGAGGACAAAGCUCCUUCUGAGAUAACAGAGGCAGAACGUGCCAUGAUUGUAAGUACAGAUGAAGACUGCAAAGCAGCUAAUUUCAGCUUAUUGCAGGCUGCCAAGAAACGUCAUGAUGAAGAAGAGGCAGCA
This is a messenger RNA of Cylicostephanus goldi, 270 nucleotides long. NCBI's taxonomy places the organism in Eukaryota, Metazoa, Nematoda, Chromadorea, Rhabditida, Strongylidae. The record is from the annotation of a GenBank genome assembly.